AUGGAAGGGGAGCGCCUAGCAGAAGCUGGAGAAUUUACACGCCGAGCAUUUUUAAAUAAUAAAUUUGACUUAACCGCAGCUGAAGGUAUUGCGGAUUUAAUUGAGGCAGAAACUAUUUGGCAACAUAGACAGGCGGUAAAACAAUUUGGAGGAGAGCUGGAAGAACUUUAUAAUAGCUGGAAGAAAUCUUUGCUUACCAUCAUUAGCUUAUUAGAGGCAUAUAUUGAUUUUCCCGACGAGGAUAUACCCCCAGAUACAUUAAAUGAGGUUGUAGCCUUAACUACGCAACUAAAAAAUACUAUCAGCAAACAUCUUAAUGAUAACAGACGCGGUGAGUUAUUACGUAGUGGUAUCAAAUUAACUAUUCUUGGUGCUCCCAAUGUUGGGAAAUCUAGCUUGCUGAAUUUUUUAAUGCAAAGAGAUGUCGCUAUUGUAUCAGAUGUUGCAGGAACAACUCGCGAUAUUAUUGAAGGACAUUUAGAUAUAGGGGGCUAUCCAAUUAUAUUGCAAGAUACUGCCGGGCUGCGGAUCUCUGAAGCUUUAUCAAUAACCAAAACCCAUUUCCAAGACUUAGAUUUUCUUAAAAUAAUAGGGAAAGGAAAGAAAGAACGUCUCAUCCCUUGGCUGCCAGUAUCACGGAUUUUAAUAGAACAAUAUUUAAAUAAAUUACCAUAUAAUAUAAACGAUACUGAGCCUAUAUUUAGAGGACAAUUAGGUAAAAAGUUGCAGCCUGCAGUAUUUAAUCGCGAAUUAAUAAAACUACGUCGUAUUUAUGGCCUACCUGAACACCUUUCGGCUCAUUCUUUUAGGCAUAGUUUUGCUUCGCAUUUACUUGAAAAUGGUGCGGAUAUGCGAUCUAUUCAGGAAUUACUUGGACAUAACAGCUUAUCCUCUACCCAGCGUUAUACUAAAAUUAGUUUGCAACAUUUAGAAAAUGUAUAUAAUAUUGCUCAUCCAAUAACAAACGCUAAAAAAGAAUAA
Messenger RNA from Rotaria sp. Silwood2, 981 nucleotides. The record is from the annotation of a GenBank genome assembly. NCBI's taxonomy places the organism in Eukaryota, Metazoa, Rotifera, Eurotatoria, Philodinida, Philodinidae.